UGGCAUUCGAAUAGAGAACCUGGAUUGCCCCCUUGGGAAUGAAAAUAUGACUGUUAUUUAUGAAACUGCCGACCACGGAAGCCUUCAAACACCUCCUGUAAUCUUUAAGGAAACGCCGGAAGGACCUCAAUUAGCAGUUGAAGUAGUGUCUAUAAGGAUCAGCGAUGUAGGAUCCUGGCGAAAAAUGAGCAGGCAACUGAGUGCGGCUGCUGCAGUAUUCUUUCUUUUCGUCUACGCGGGCAUGGACUUGGCCCACAGUUCCGGAUGGAAUCAGACCUUGAACGUCAGUGCCUCCCAGCAGUUCGAGUGCAGUUGGUUCAUCGGAGUGCUAGCAGGAGCUGCAAUAUCCUCCAUGGCCAUGUCCUUUAUACCCAAGCUGCCGUUCUACGUUCUCGGAGCUUUAAUGCAACUGGCUGGAGCCAUUAUGUACGCCACAGCUCCCUACAAUUACUCGGUUCUUCUGGCAGCUCGAUAUGUGGCUGGGAUUGGAGUUGGCCUGAUCACAGUGCCCUUUAUCAUUCACAGCGCCGAGGUGGCGUCGGACAACUAUCGCGGGAUCAGCGGCUCAAUGGAGCAGUGCGGACUGGCCCUGGGAAUCGCCAUUCAGGUGAUCGUCGACUCGCAGUAUGUGGACGACAGAGACGCAUCCGUCAAUCAAAUUCACGGGAUUCUGGGAAUCGUACUCUGCCUCCUGGGAUUGGUCCUGACGAGUCUCUCCAUUGAGUCACCCAUCUUCCACAUAAGACGCAACCAGGAAGAGACGGCCCGCCGAUGUCAGGAGAAGAUCCUCGGAAACUUUAUCUACAACGUUGAUGUGGCUUUCGAAGAGGCCAAGGGCUAUGUCCAAGACAGUAAGCAGCUGACCUUUUGCCAGGCUUCUCAGAUGCCACUGGUGAAGGUCCUGAUAUAUCGCGGCUUUGUGGCCUUCUCAUUCUCCCUGCCGCUUACCACCUCACUGAUCUCGAGCUCCCUGCUAACAGAGGGCUACAUCGGCUCCUGGCCGGUGACUGUGUGGGGUCUGGUGCGCCUGCUGGGCACCCUUGUGGCCCAGGCAUUCCUCGAGAGGCUGGGCCGGAAGCUCUUCUCCCUCGUGGCGCUCUUCUGCAUGGGCAGCCUGAUCCUGAGCAUGGCCUUCAUGUACGAGGAUAGCAACAACGUGCGGAGCUACUACGACAUGCUGCAGAUUCGGAGCCUGGGAGUGGCGAUCCAGGCCUUCGCCGGCCUCUUCGUCUGCAGCUCGCCGGUCUAUCUCGGCGAGGCCUUCCCGCUGCGGGUGAAGCCCCUCCUCGUGGGCUAUGUGGUCGGCUUCGAGCAGACAGUCCACAUUAUAAACAUUAUUGGAUACAGGCGGGCAUCCUCGGCUUUCUUCUACCACUACUAUCUGUCUGUGGGGAUCAUCCUGCUGCUGGGAGUGAUUCUCUUCGUCGUCGUAAUGCCGGAGACGAAAAGACUGACCCUUCGAGAGGCCGGCAGGAGGAUCCAACGGUGGCACAACUUGAGAUGCUUUUAGUUUAUUUCCCCAACGAAUAAAAACAUUCUACAAGGCCAAAAUUUGUCAGAGGCAGAUAGCGUUUAUCUUAUCCCCACAUAUUUU
Molecule: messenger RNA, 1594 nt
Organism: Drosophila ananassae
Lineage: Eukaryota; Metazoa; Arthropoda; Insecta; Diptera; Drosophilidae
Product: probable glucose transporter rco-3
Biological process (GO): transmembrane transport
Cellular component (GO): membrane
Molecular function (GO): transmembrane transporter activity
Source: RefSeq, a predicted model, not a curated record